GUCAUCCUAUCAUAGGCUAGUUCAUUAGGCAAUUUCGUGUAAAGUCGGUCAUUAACACCUUUAAAAGGUGGCCUCUUUGUAUGCAUAGCCUUCAUCCCAUUGAUUUCACAUCUUUAAUCAAUUAUUCUCUACUAGUCUUCAAAAACCUCUCUCAAGAUGCAGAUCUUCGUGAAAACCCUCACCGGAAAGACCAUCACCCUCGAGGUGGAAAGCUCCGACACAAUCGACAAUGUUAAGGCCAAGAUUCAGGACAAGGAAGGGAUCCCGCCAGACCAGCAAAGAUUGAUCUUUGCGGGAAAGCAACUCGAAGAUGGCAGAACCCUAGCUGAUUAUAACAUCCAGAAGGAAUCCACCCUUCACUUGGUACUCCGUCUUCGUGGUGGGAUGCAGAUUUUUGUUAAGACACUAACAGGAAAGACGAUCACCCUUGAGGUGGAAAGCUCCGACACCAUUGACAACGUUAAGGCCAAGAUCCAGGACAAGGAAGGGAUUCCCCCAGACCAGCAGAGAUUAAUCUUUGCCGGCAAGCAGUUGGAAGACGGUCGUACCCUUGCCGAUUACAAUAUUCAGAAGGAAUCAACCCUUCACUUGGUUCUCCGUCUCCGUGGCGGUAUGCAGAUUUUUGUGAAGACUUUGACUGGCAAGACAAUCACCCUUGAGGUGGAAAGCUCUGACACCAUCGACAACGUUAAGGCCAAAAUUCAGGACAAGGAGGGUAUUCCCCCAGACCAGCAAAGACUGAUCUUUGCUGGAAAGCAGUUGGAAGACGGCCGUACCCUUGCUGAUUACAACAUCCAGAAGGAAUCAACCCUUCAUUUGGUCCUCCGUCUCCGUGGUGGGAUGCAAAUCUUCGUGAAGACCUUGACGGGCAAGACUAUUACCCUUGAGGUGGAAAGCUCUGACACCAUUGACAACGUUAAGGCCAAGAUUCAGGACAAAGAGGGUAUUCCUCCAGACCAGCAAAGGUUGAUUUUUGCAGGUAAGCAGUUGGAAGAUGGCCGUACUCUCGCUGAUUACAACAUUCAGAAGGAGUCAACCCUUCAUCUUGUGUUGAGGCUUAGAGGAGGGAUGCAGAUUUUUGUGAAGACAUUAACUGGAAAGACCAUUACUUUGGAGGUGGAGAGUUCUGAUACUAUUGACAAUGUGAAGGCUAAGAUUCAGGACAAGGAGGGUAUCCCACCGGACCAGCAGAGGUUGAUCUUUGCAGGGAAGCAGCUGGAAGAUGGAAGGACACUGGCGGAUUACAAUAUCCAAAAAGAGUCAACUUUGCACCUUGUCCUCCGUCUCCGUGGUGGUCUUUAAAGUAUGCAGAUCUUUGUGAAAACCCUCACUGGUAAGACCAUCACCCUCGAGGUGGAAAGCUCCGACACCAUUGACAAUGUUAAAGCUAAGAUCCAGGACAAGGAAGGCAUUCCCCCAGACCAGCAAAGGCUGAUCUUCGCCGGAAAGCAGCUUGAAGAUGGCAGAACCCUAGCCGAUUACAACAUCCAGAAGGAAUCCACCCUCCACUUGGUGCUCCGUCUUCGUGGUGGGAUGCAAAUCUUUGUCAAAACCCUCACAGGAAAGACAAUCACUCUCGAAGUUGAAAGCUCAGACACCAUCGAUAACGUCAAGGCUAAGAUCCAAGACAAGGAAGGAAUUCCUCCAGACCAGCAAAGGUUGAUUUUUGCUGGUAAGCAGCUUGAAGACGGUCGUACUCUCGCUGAUUACAACAUCCAGAAGGAAUCCACUCUCCACUUGGUCCUUCGUCUUCGUGGUGGGAUGCAAAUCUUUGUCAAAACCCUCACCGGAAAGACAAUUACACUCGAGGUUGAAAGCUCCGACACCAUCGAUAACGUUAAGGCUAAGAUUCAGGACAAAGAGGGUAUCCCACCAGACCAGCAAAGGCUGAUUUUUGCUGGCAAGCAAUUGGAAGAUGGCCGUACACUCGCUGACUACAACAUCCAGAAGGAAUCGACCCUUCACUUGGUGCUCCGUCUCCGUGGUGGGAUGCAAAUCUUUGUUAAGACCCUCACUGGGAAAACAAUCACUCUCGAGGUUGAAAGCUCCGACACCAUAGACAAUGUUAAGGCGAAGAUCCAAGACAAGGAAGGAAUCCCACCAGACCAGCAAAGAUUGAUUUUUGCUGGUAAACAGUUGGAAGAUGGAAGGACCCUAGCCGAUUACAACAUUCAAAAAGAGUCCACUCUCCAUUUGGUGCUCCGUCUUCGUGGUGGGAUGCAGAUUUUUGUGAAGACUUUGACUGGCAAGACUAUCACUUUGGAGGUGGAAAGCUCUGACACCAUUGACAAUGUUAAGGCCAAGAUCCAGGAUAAAGAAGGAAUCCCACCAGACCAGCAAAGGUUGAUUUUUGCUGGUAAGCAAUUGGAGGAUGGAAGGACUCUGGCUGAUUACAACAUCCAGAAGGAAUCGACCCUUCACUUGGUCCUCCGUCUCCGGGGUGGGAUGCAGAUUUUUGUGAAGACAUUGACUGGGAAGACCAUUACUUUGGAGGUGGAGAGUUCUGAUACUAUUGACAAUGUGAAGGCUAAGAUUCAGGACAAGGAGGGAAUCCCACCAGAUCAGCAGAGGCUGAUCUUUGCUGGGAAGCAGCUCGAAGAUGGAAGGACUUUGGCGGACUAUAACAUCCAAAAGGAGUCAACUUUGCACCUUGUCCUCCGUCUCCGUGGUGGUCUUUAAAGUGUAUGUGUUUUGGGUUUGUUAAGUAUUAGUGUCUGUUACUUGUGAUCUUGUGAAAGAGAGACUUGUUCUCUUAUGUUUGUGAAUAAUAAUGUCCGAGUUAAUGUUUAGAAUGUUGGCCUUGGACUUUUCUGUCUGCAGCAAUCAAUGAGAAGACUAUGAUCUCAAUGUUUGGUCUUUUAA
Lycium barbarum (goji berry) is the source of this 2862-nucleotide messenger RNA. RefSeq lists its product as uncharacterized. The record is from RefSeq and is a predicted model, not a curated record. Gene Ontology annotation, biological process: modification-dependent protein catabolic process; protein ubiquitination. Gene Ontology annotation, cellular component: cytoplasm; nucleus. NCBI's taxonomy places the organism in Eukaryota, Viridiplantae, Streptophyta, Magnoliopsida, Solanales, Solanaceae. Gene Ontology annotation, molecular function: protein tag activity; ubiquitin protein ligase binding.